Hipposideros armiger (great roundleaf bat) is the source of this 6561-nucleotide messenger RNA. RefSeq names its product kinetochore scaffold 1 (gene KNL1). NCBI's taxonomy places the organism in Eukaryota, Metazoa, Chordata, Mammalia, Chiroptera, Hipposideridae. Gene Ontology annotation, biological process: attachment of spindle microtubules to kinetochore; cell division; protein localization to kinetochore. The transcript has 22 exons. The record is from RefSeq and is a predicted model, not a curated record. Gene Ontology annotation, cellular component: nucleus. The coding region runs from base 1 to 6561 and encodes 2186 amino acids.
AUGAUUUCUAUUGGUGACAAAAUCACAGGAACUCUCUCGGCUGUUUGUAUUUCUGACUCAAUCAUCUCAGCUAUAAAUGAAGUGACAGUAGCAAAAAGGUUUUCUUCAAAAAUGGAUGGGAUGUCUUCAGAGACUAAUGAAGAAAAGGACAAUAUAGAGAGACCUGUUAGAAGACGACGUUCUUCAAUUUUGAAACCCCCAAGGAGCCCUCUUCAGGACCUCAGAAGUGGGAACGAAAUAGUUCAGGAGCCCAGUGCUUUGAGAAAUAGGAAAAGCUCUCGUCGAGUCAGCUUUGCAGAUACUAUAAAGGUAUUCCAGACAGAAGCUCAUACGAAAAUAGUGAGAGAGUCAGAAAUUGCAGAAACAGAAGCAAGGGAAAAUGUUCUAUUUAUGCAGAGUAAGAAUCCAGAAGAUAAUUACUGUGAGAUUACUGGGAUGAACACAUUGCUUUGUGCUCCCAUUCAGACCCAGAUGCAACAGAGAGAGAUUACAAUUACACAGUACAACCAUGAAAAGAAACAUACAAAUGACCAGACAGUCAUCUUUUCAGAUGAAAACCAGAUGGACCUGACAGCAAGUCACACCGUGAUGAUUACCAAAGGCCUUGUAGAUUAUACCAAAAGUGAAAAGUCCACCAAGAUAGAUACCACAUCAUUUCUAGCUAACUUAAAACUCCACACUGAGGAUUCGAGAAUGCAAAAAGAAUUAAAUUGUUCCAUGGAUCAAAACACUUCUUCAGAAAAGAAAAUAAAUUUCAGUGACUUCAUAAAAAGGUUGAAAACAGGAAAAUCUAUUUCUACAGGACCUGAUAAAGAAAAUUCUGAGAUGUAUAUUCAUUCCAAAGAAUCAAAUAGGGCCUCUUCUAUAGAUCAAAUGCAUGUAUCUCUUAAUGUAGAUGAAAAUGGCAGUAAUAUGACUAGAAUCUUUGGAGAACAAGAUAAUGGGAUGAAUUUCACCCAGUGUCAUACAGCCAAUAUUCAGAGUUUGGUUCCCACAUCUAGUGAGGCCAGCUUAAGGGAAUUUAAAAGUGAUGAUAUUACAGUUUAUGGCAGUGACUUGAUGGACUUGACAGCGAACCACACUGUACAAAUUUUACCCUCAGCAGAUAAUUUAUCUGAAAUAGAAAAUCAAGCUCAGAUUUUCACGAUGGAUGUUACAACAGGUUAUAAAACUAAAGCUCCAGAAAAGAAAACUGUUUUUAAGAGUAAAAUGAAUACUGCUCUUCAAGAUCUUUCCUUAAAUCCUAAAGGUGAAAUACAUAUUACCAGAAGUCAUAUUACAGGGACAGAAACUCACACAGUCACACAGACUUCUAAUCAAGAUAGCAGAACAUCAGCCAUGAUCCCAGAAUCUAUAUGUUCUAGUCCAGCUAUUCAAGAUUAUAAGACAUUUUUAUAUUCUAGCUGUAAUGAUGCCAUGGAAUUGACUAAGUGUCUCCCAAGUAUGAGACAGGAGAAAAAUUUGCUAAAGCAUGACAGUAAUUAUUCCAAAAUGUAUCCCAAUCCAGAUGCUGCCUCUCUUAUAGAGAAAACUAUUUAUUCUGGAGAGGAUAACAUGGACAUUACCAAAAGUCACACAGUUGCAAUAGAUAAUCAAAUUUUUAAGCAAGAUCAGACAAACGUACAGAUAGCAGCCAUACCAGUAUCUGAAAAAGAAAUGAUGCUCCAAAAUCACAUAACCGUGUCAAAAGAUGAGGAAAUGAAUGUAAAUUGUAGCUCAGUUCCUCAUGUAUUUAAGGAAAGAACACAACAGGGCCUGGCAAAUCCUCUGUCUAUUCCAUUGACUGGCAAAAAGACUGUAAUCUUCACAGGUGAAGAUAUGGAUUUGACUAAAAGUCACACAACUAACAUAGGAAGUCAAGUUCCUCUUGCAUUUUAUAAUCUAGCCUCUGAGAAUACAAAUAAAUCUCAGUCUGACAACAAAAGCCCUUUAGAUGAAUUAGAAGAAAUUACCAAAAGUCAUACCAAACCAUACCAACAACCAAACAUAAUAUCUGAAAAUAUCCUAACUGACACCUGGGGCAAAGAAAAAGAUCAAGUUUUGAAGAUUUCACCCUAUCUUGAUAAAGAUUUUCCUCAGUCAACCAAUAUUAACCAGGACAAAGCAACAAGCCAUAAUAUAGUAUACUCUGGUAGAGAUUUUAAUAAACAAGUAGCACUGGGAAAUAAUAGAAAUAUAGUUUCAUGUGAGCAAUCUUUGUUUCCUACUGCAAAACUAUUUUCAUCAGAAGGACAAUCUGCCAUGAAAAAUCAUAAUACUGCUGUUAAUAGUCAUACAGUAAAAUCUGUACCAAGCCAAAAUUCUAAACUGCCUGAACCACUCAGGAAAAGUUUAGGCAAUCCCACCCUUGACCCUACUCAUGACAAGACAAUUAUUUGUUCAGAAGAGGAGCAAAAUAUGGAUCUAACCAAGAGUCACACUGUUGUCAUUGGAUUUGGUUCUUCUGAAAUACAAGAAGUUGGUAAAACUAAUUUAGAAAACACAAACGGCCAACUAAUGGUAAACAGACAAGUAGCUAUGAAAGUUGAAAAAUGUAAUAAAACUCCUAUAGAAAAAACUGGAGUAUUUAUUUCUAAUGAUAUGGAUGUGUUUGAGGACAGAAAUGUACAGAAAUCUGGAUUUCUGAAUGGAAAGCAAGAUGUCAAAAUUUGUGAAAGGAAAAGUGUUGGCAGACUAAAAAUUGAUAGGACUAUUAUAUUUUCAGAGUGUGAUUUAAAUGAUAUGGAUAUCACCAAGAGUUAUACAGUGGAAAUAAAUCAUAGACCUUUAUUAGACGAACAUGAUUCCCAUUUGGUGCCGUUGGCAGGAACUUCUAAAACUGUUUUGAAUACACGUGGGGAGGAUGACAUAGAGAUCACUAGAAGUCAAACAAGUGCCAUAGAAUGUGACACUGUCUCACCAGAUGAAAUAACUACUAGGCCUGUGGACAAAACUGUAAUGUUUGUAGAUAAUUGUGAUGAACUAGAAAUGACAAAGUCCCACACUGUUUUCAUUGACUACCAAGCAAAGGAAAGAACUGUGCUUCCGGACAGACCUGACUAUGAACUAUCCAAAAGGAAAAGCCUAGUCAAACCAAAAGUGACUUCUGCUGAGAGUUAUUUCUUUCCUCAGAAAGGUGAAAGUGACCAUUCAGCAAAAGUCAGCCAGCUAACACUGUUGGGGGGACGGUCUAAUAGUGGUCUUAUGGAGAAAACUGUAGCAUUUAUAGCUAAUGAUAACAUGGAAAUGUCUACAUCAACCGUUUGGAAAAAUGACAAAGAUGUACAAAAGCUUGGAUUUCUGAAUGAGCCUCUGUCAGGCAAAAGUCAAAGAAGGAAAAGCCUUAGACUCAAUGACAAACCCAUUGUCUUUUCAAGUAACGAUAAAAAUGAUAUGAAUGUCUUCCAGAGUUGUAUAGUGGAAAUAAAUAACAAAAGUGCCCUGGAAGACAGAGGGGACUUGGCAGGAACUUCUAAAACUAUUUUGUAUACGCCUGGGCAGGAUGACAUGGAGAUCACUAAAAGUCACACAACUGCCUUAGAAUGUAAAACUGUCUCAUCAGAUAAAUUAACCACUAGGCCUAUGGACAAUACUGUAAUGUUUGUAGAUAAUCACAGUGACCUGGAAGUCACCAAGUCCCAUACUGUUUUCAUUGAUUGUCAAGCUGAGGAGAAAAUACUUCAAGAGUGCCCUAAAUUUGGAAUAACAAAAGAAAAAACCUUGAGUGUUUCUUUUUCUAAGGAUAGUAGCUCUGUUCAAGAAAUCAUUAGGAAACAGGCACAGGCUACAGAAAACAAAAUUGUUCUUCACACUGAGCAAAAGUAUCAUGUGAUACCCUAUUCUGCUAAUACAUUGUCUGAGGAUCAAGGUGAGAUCGAAAUCAUCAAAUUCCAUAGCACAGCUGUGGAUGAAAAGGUCAGGGGAAAAGUUGUAGACCAGGCCCAUACAUUGGAAAAUGCCAAACUCGAAGGCUGCCACUUAAAUAGCAGAGACAGAAGAAAUGUGAAUUUUACAAACAGUUGUGCAACUGCUAAUUUUGGAUCCAGUGAUAAUUAUUCCUGUUUACCAAAUGUUAUUUCCUAUUUUGAUAAUUUGGAGGAGACUGCCAUGUCCUUAUGUAAUAAAAAUGAGAAAGCCAGUAAUUGCCCAGUACAAAAUGAUCUUGCUAAUGCAAAUGUUUUACCCAGUGAACAUGACUUGAAAUCUGAGGGACUGCCUCUCUCUGCUCCUUGUUCUUUGUUAGAGAAGGAAAAAGUUGUUCAAACCAAUACCAAAGGACAGUUAGACUGUAUCAAAACAGUGUUCAAAGAUCAAGAUCUGAUUAAGAAGCCCCAAAAUCUAUUAAGUAAUCAAACUUCAGUAUAUGGUGAAGAUUUGGGGGAUAUGACUAAACUUGAUACAAAGCAAGUACCUUUUAAGCUUCCAGAGGAUCAAACAGAGGCCUUUGUUGAUGUUUGUGUUCCUUCUCAGCCUCAUCUCUUAACCCAGCUACCUCCAUUACCUCAACAAGGACAUAAUAUUCUUAGUAAAGAUGAAAAAACAUUGUCUAAACUUGGAAAUAAGAAUUUAAAUAUUAUUAUAGGAAAUCCCUCAAUACCUACAUGUGGAAAUGAAUCCAAAAUGCUCAGUAAUGAGAAACAGGUUACUGUAGCAUGUGAAAAAGAACUGAAGAAAAAUAUUCAAGCAGCUAAAUGUAGUACAGCUAUAGAUUUCGACAGUAACUCAGACUUGACUAAACAAGUUAUUCAAACUCAUGCCAAUCUUAAAGUAGUGUCAGAUCCUGUAUUUGCAUUGAAUGCUGCAAAUUUUAGUAGUGUCAAACAAAAUCUGAAUAAUAUGAGUGGGAAAACUGAAGAAUUUUUAGAUUUUCAAACUGUCCAUAUUCCACCUUCUCCAGAACCAUUACUUAAAUUAGUAAGUAAGGCAGACAAUGAUGUGAGUAUAGUACAAGUCACAGAAAUGCAUAAUACUAACACAGUGUCCAGCAAUGUUAAAGAUAAUAGAGAUGAAGAAAAUAAAAUUUCUCAUAGUGGAGCUGAUACCAACUCUGUACCAUUAAUGACAGUUGUAAUGGAUAAAGUGAGGAGAUGUUCUCUGGGAAUAUUUUUGCCCAGGUUGCCAAACAAGAGAAAUUGUAGUGUCACUGGUAUUGAUGACCUGGAGCCGAUUCUGUCAGACACAGCUGAUUUAAAUCACUUCGAAACUCAGCCGGUCUCCAGUAAGGAUUCAGGCACUGGAUUUGUUGCAGCUAAAAUGAACUUAAGUCCAUCUCAAUAUAUAAAUGAGGAAAAUCUUCCUAUAUAUCCUGGUGAGAUUAAUUCUUCAGACUCUAUUAGCAUAGAAACUGAGGAAAAGGCUUUGAUCGAGACAUACCCAAAAGAAAUUUCACCAUCUGAAAACAAAAUGGAAGAAACCAGCAAUAGCCAGAAAAGAACCUGGGUACAAGAAGAAGAUGAUGAUGUUCAGAAUGAGAAAAAAAUCAGAACAAGUGAGAUUAAGUUUAGUGAUACUGCACAACAUCAAGAGAUUUUUGAUCACCGUGCUGAAGGGGAUAUAGAUAAAAAUGCUAACAGUGUAUUGAUAAAAAGCCCAAGCAGGACCCCAUCUAGUUGCAGCAGUUCUCUGGAUUCGAUCAAGGCUGAUGGGACCUCUUUGGACUUCAGCACACACCGCAAUAGUCAAAUGGAGUCACAGUUUCUCACAGACACUAUUUGUGAAGAGAGCUUGAAAGAGAAACUCAUAGAUGGGAGAAUAACAAUAAAGGAGUUCCUUAUACUUCUUCAGGUCCACAUUUUGAUACAGAAACCCCGACAGAGCACUCUCCCAGGCAAAUUUACUGUAAACACACAACCUACCCUGGAAGACCUGAUGUUAAGUCAAUAUGUUUACCGACCCAAGAUACAGAUUUAUAGAGAAGAUUGUGAGGCUCUUCGCCAAAAGAUUGAAGAGUACGAAAGAUUAAAGCUUUCUGCAUUGAACCAAGAUAAACUGUUGACUGAUGUAAAUAGGAACCUAUGGGAAAAAAUGAGACACUGCUCUGAUGAGGAGCUGAAGGCCUUUGGAAUUUACCUGAACAAAAUAAAAUCCCGUUUUACCAAGAUGACUAAAGUCUUCACUCACCAAGGAAAAGUGGCUCUUUACAGCAAGCUGGUGCAGUCAGCUCAGAAUGAGAGGAAGAAACUUCAGAUAAGGAUAGAUGAGAUGGACAGCAUCCUUAAGAAGAUUGCUAACUGUCUCACUGAGGUGGAAAUAGAAACUAAGAAUUUGGAGGAUGAAGAGAAAGACAAUCCUAUGGAAGAAUGGGAUUCUGAAAUGAGAGCUGCGGAGAAAGAACUAGAACAGCUGAAAACUGAAGAAGAAGAGCUUCAAAGAAAUCUCUUAGAACUGGAGGUACAGAAAGAACACACCCUUGCUCAGAUAGAUUUUGUGCAAAAACAAACAAACAGAACUGAAGAGUUACUGGAUCAGUUGAGCUUGUCUGAGUGGGAUGUCAUUGAGUGGAGUGAUGAUCAAGCUGUAUUCUCCUUUCUUUAUGACACAAUAGAACUCACCAUCACCUUUGGAGAGCCAGUAGGUGAGUAG